AUGGAGGCGAAUUCGCUCUCCGAUAUUACACGGCUUGCUUCCAACCCACCCAAAUACCCUCGAAAUCCAACAGAGCAGCAGAGGAAGCCUUUGACUCUCUACCUUGAAAGGGUUCCUGGCACCAGAGAUAUUAUUCUCACAACACUCAGACCGCUGCUGAAAAAUGUCACUGCUGAGGACAUUGCUAGUUCUCUUUACUAUCUACAUCUUAAUACUGAGGAUGACCUUCGUUUUCUUGAAGAGGACGAUGCUGCCAUACCUGAAGAGACGCAAUCUCUUGCUGCGUCUUUGCAGAAGCCAUUACUUCGUAAACCAGUGCCAGAGUCUGCUCGAUCGUCACUUGACCAGCCGAAUCCACUGGCAAAGCCUUCAACGAAUCUUUCAAAUCGAGAUGGGGCAACUGUCGGUUUGACAGCAGAUCGCCCACCCGCCACUGAAGUAAAACAGUCAAUUCCACGGCGGCCGUUGGGACCUCGCCCGCAGCAGACUGAAAAGACCUUUGAAAGGAAGCCACUCCCUGGUGCCGAGAACACACCGCUAGGGACCUCGCAAGACCAAACUCUCCACCCAAGAGUCAGUAGGGAGAGUGCAAGAAGCUACAAGUCUCAGGAUCCAGUCUUCGAAAAUGCUGGCAAGCUUAGACAAAGUUCGUAUGAUGUUUUUUCAAUAACCAUUAUCCGCCGUGAUCCAUCCUCUGGUGCUCAGUGGAACGUCGGAACUGUCUCUGGCCGACCAACUGUAGAUGAUGGAAAUGAUCGACAGGGAAAAUCUUCAUCUCCAUCGAAGAAGCCAUACUAUGACAUGUCGAUCCAGCUCACAAGUCCUGGUUAUACAUACUUCCGCAACCCACAACCUGUUGGCUCUCUAGGAGACAUGACUACAAUGAGGGGACAAUCAUCUGUGUCUAAUUCUAUAAGAGAUAGUCUCGAGGCCGGUGGAUCGCAAGCACUACCCAGUCAAAGCUUCGAUCGUGAGAUACGUAUGGAGGGUUCUAGCUUCUGGACUCGUCAACGCCAAACAGGAGGCUCCGAUGCGUCCAGCAAACAAGGUGCCCGAGGCAGAAGCUUUAGUGGGAGUUCUUUCACCGAGGCAUUGGCAAACACUCCUCUGGGACCUGGUGGAGAUCCAAACAAUUCUUCAUCCAAGGGAUAUGUCUUUUACAGCCCCUGGAACGGCCGCUGUAAGUUCUCCACGGGUGGUGCUGGUCGCACAGUGCGUUGCAAGCAUUCUCUGCCGAAUCCAACUACUACGACAGAGUCUUUGGCUACCGCACAUUCAUCUGCAACUGUGAGUGAGCUGCGCUUCAAUUUACCCGCUGCAGCCGUCUUCGCCUCUGCCAAAUCCGCGAUCAAAAAAGAAUUCAAGGAUUCUGGCUUGUCAGCAAAGAUAGGUCAUAUUCGAAACAAGCUAUCGUCAGAAAAAGCAUCUCUCGAUUCUACGCCUCGGCCACACUCAACUUCGUACGCAGCGACGUAUCCAAGUGAUGAUGACGACGAACGUCCUCCACUUCCCCCUCGGCUGAAUCAUGAUUCUUUGGUGACAGAUUCAAGUGAUGAGGGAGAACGCCCCCCUCUUCCGGAACGACCAAAUGCAACUUCAUAUGCAGCAGACUCGUGGGUGGGAGAAGAUGAUAGCCGUCUUGACCUUAGCCUUGGACAGGAGAAAGCCGGAGGGGGCAACAGGGGCAAGCGUGCAAAGCUUGGAAAGUUAAUCAUAUACGACGAAGGGUUUAAGAUGUUAGACCUCGUAGUCGCGGCAAACAUGGGGAUAUGGUGGAGUGUGUGGGUGGGUUUCCCUCGGAGCGAUUUCCAGAGUUCGAACAUCUCAUAUUUACCACGAUAUUCUACGAGGAAAAAGCUAACUCGACCAAUUUUACAGGAGUCUGAUCAUCGGGAGGAUAUCAACAGCCCACAAUAA
This is a messenger RNA of Lachnellula hyalina, 1917 nucleotides long. RefSeq lists its product as uncharacterized. The record is from RefSeq and is a predicted model, not a curated record. The coding region runs from base 1 to 1917 and encodes 638 amino acids. Lineage: Eukaryota; Fungi; Ascomycota; Leotiomycetes; Helotiales; Lachnaceae. The transcript has 2 exons.